AUGCUCCGAAUAACCGUUCCAUGGCGUAAAAAUCCUGUUAUUUUCAAACAAGGACAGGGUAUGUUCACACAUCAGCUUAAACGUAUGCUACAGAAAAAAGCCAUGCAUCGUUACAAUUGGGAUCCUUUGCCAAUGUAUGAUCCACGUAAACUUGUACAUUCCAAUCGUCGUAUUGAUCCAGAGACAUGGGAGGAACGUUAUGACCCGCAUUGGGAUGAACGUGCACAUUUAGUUCCGGAUCAAAGUUUCUAUCAUAUUCCUGUUCCCCCAGAGUAUAGAGAUGCGUAUUGGUGGAGAGACUUGCAGGCACGACGUGUGCAAUGUCCUAUAGAAUGGGUAAGCCAUAGGAUGUACAACAAGGGUGAUCGGCAACGUUAUGAUUUCCAGGACAUGUCAUUUAGAAAGAAAUUUGAGUAUUCAUACGAAGAAGUAGUAAAGAAUGCAAAGGAAAUGCGAAGUUAA
Molecule: messenger RNA, 462 nt
Organism: Trypanosoma theileri
Lineage: Eukaryota; Euglenozoa; Kinetoplastea; Trypanosomatida; Trypanosomatidae
Exons: 1
Coding region: 1-462 (153 amino acids)
Source: RefSeq, a predicted model, not a curated record